AUGUCUGGUGCUGUGUUCUUUUUCUUAGGCUGGCUGUUGCAGCUAGCUGACGGGGAACUGGAUUACACUUCUCAGGGACAGGGGAUGCAACUGCAGGGCAACUUCUCUAUUGCUGGACUGUUUCCUCUGCACAACACAGAUGGACCACCUGCUACUUUGCCUGCUUUGGGCCCAUGUGACAAAAAUCCACCCAAUAAACAUGGCUUUCACCUGAUGCAAGCCAUGAGAUUUGCUGUAGAAGAAAUCAAUAACAGCACUGGACCACAGGCUCUUUUACCAGGAGUGAAGCUGGGCUACCAGAUGUACGACAUCUGCUCAGGACCAGCCAGUGUCUUGGCCACACUGGACCUGCUGAUGCAGCACUACCAGAGCCCCUCCACACCUGGGACAGAGGGAGGCACAGAUCCAGCCUAUGACAACAGUCAAAGUGCAGUGGCUGUAAUUGGGCCAGACAGCAGCAGUAAAGCAUUCACCCCUGCUGCACUGCUCGGCGCUUAUCUUAUACCAGAGAUCUCUUAUGAAGCAUCAAAUCAAAUGCUGAGCAACAAGUUCCUCUAUCCAUCCUUUUUCCGCACAAUUCCCAACGACAAGAACCAGGUGGCAGCUAUGAUCCAGCUGUUAAUUCAUUUCAACUGGACAUGGAUUGCUCUCUUGGGCAGUGACAAUGACUAUGGCCUGCAGGGCAUGCAGAGCCUGUCCCAGCAAGCACCAGACUACAAUAUCUGCAUAGCCUACCAAGGAAUCAUCCCCACACUCAGAGAUGACACAGUCCAAACUAUGAGGAGCAUGGUGGACAGCAUACUGUUGACCAAAGUUACCACCAUUGUAGUCUUCUCCAGCAAGUCAAUACUCAGUGGCUUCUUCCCAUUUAUCAUAGAGCAGAAUGUGAGAAAGAAGGUGUGGAUUGGGACAGAGGACUGGUCAGCGGCUACUCUUAUUUCGAGCAUUCCUAGGAUCCACACCAUUGGCACUGUGAUCGGCAUCUCCAUCCAAAAUGCAGUUAUGCCUGGUUUUGAGGAGUUUGAGAAAAAGGUAUUGGAUGUGAUGGAGCAGAGUGACACCCAGAAACUCUCUAACGGCUCCACAAGCCCAGGCAAUGACUGUCUGCAGAGCUCAGACCUGUACAGCCUCACCAGGAAGAACUUCUUACUGGAGAAAUAUGACAUCACCUCCUCUUUCAAUGUUUAUAAAGCGGUGUAUGCUGUGGCUCAUGCUCUGCACCAGACUCUAGGGUGUGAUUCUGGAGAGUGCCAGAGGAUGAGGGUUCAUCCAUGGGAGCUUCUCUCGAGGCUCAAGGAGGUACGGUUCUUGCUGGGAAACACCUCUGUUUACUUUGAUGCGAAUGGUGACCCACCCACUGGAUAUGACAUCAUUUCCUGGAUUUGGAGGGGAACAGACUGGUCUCUUAGACUGGUGGGCUCCUUCAGCCCAUAUCCCAUUACACUCACAGUUGAUGAUGAUCAGAUUGAGUGGUAUGACACAGGAGACUCACGCCCAGUGCCACUGUCCAUCUGCUCUACACCUUGCUCGAAAGGCUACAAGAAGCUGCUGACCGGGCAGCACAAGUGCUGCUUCGACUGCCUGAAAUGUCCGGCUGCCACCUUCCUCAACGAAAGUGAACCCACUAAAUGCCAGCAGUGUCUGCCGGAGCAGUGGGCUCCUCCGGGCAGUGAUCGGUGUCUGAACAGGACUGUCGUGCUGCUUGCCUGGGAUGACCACCUCUCCAUCGUCCUACUGUUCUUUCUGGCCAGCUGUCUUCUCAUGACCUCCAGCACUGCAGUAAUCCUUCUGCUCAACCUGAAUACACCUGUGGCCAAGUCUGCCGGAGGUCAAACCUGCCUCCUAAUGCUGGCAGCCCUGACUGUUGCUGCCAUGAGCUCUUUAUGCCAUUUUGGCCAGCCAUCUCCUCUGGCCUGCAUCCUCAGGAAUCGCCUAUUCAUCUUCAGCUUCACUGUGUGCCUGGCCUGCAUCACUGUGCGCGCCCUCCAGGUCGUCUGCAUUUUUAAAUUUGCGUCCAAGCUGCCGCUGGCAUAUGACAAGUGGGCCAAAAAACACAGGCCAGAGUUUACCAUUUUCCUGGUGUCCAUUACCAUUUUGCUCAUUUCUGUGAUCCACAUGUCCCUCAGCCCUGCCAGACCAUCCCGGGAUCUUGCUUUCUAUGAUGACAAAAUCAUCCUGGAGUGUAGUAACAACUUUUCACCUGGUACUGGCAUAGAGCUAGUUUAUGUCUCACUGCUCACUAUACUCUGCUUCUCUUUCAGCUACAUGGGAAAAGACCUUCCUGCCAACUACAAUGAGGCCAAGUGCAUCACCUUCAGCCUCAUGGUGUUCAUGAUCUCCUGGAUUAGCUUCUUCACUCUCUACCUCAUCAGCAGAAACCAAUUCACCAUGGCUGCUAACGUAGUUGCCAUACUCUUCAGCGUGCUGGCCUUUCUUGCAGGCUACUUCUUCCCCAAAAUCUAUAUAAUUGUUCUGAAGCCACAAAUGAAUACAACUGCCCAUUUCCAAAACUGCAUUCAAAUGUAUACCAUGAGCAAACAAUAA
Molecule: messenger RNA, 2544 nt
Organism: Monopterus albus (swamp eel)
Lineage: Eukaryota; Metazoa; Chordata; Actinopteri; Synbranchiformes; Synbranchidae
Gene: tas1r1
Product: taste receptor, type 1, member 1
Exons: 6
Coding region: 1-2544 (847 amino acids)
Biological process (GO): G protein-coupled receptor signaling pathway
Cellular component (GO): plasma membrane
Molecular function (GO): G protein-coupled receptor activity
Source: RefSeq, a predicted model, not a curated record